UACUUUUACGUACAUAUAUAAAACACAUGUGUACACAUAUAUUUGCAUAUGUAUUUGCAAAACACAUAUUUUCAGUAAGAUUCAAGUUACUUGAUUUCGCGACAACGAAAAAAAUUUUGACAAUUAAUCAAUCGGUGCAUUAUCAUAUAAAAUGUCGAAAGGCAUUUGAUGCAUCAUCAUCCGAAAAUUCAGACAAUAUCAUAAAUUUGGCAAUAUCAAUUAAUUACGUAAUAAGUCUUAUAAAAUACCGUCGAUUUAAUACGUCAGUGGACACUGUAAUCGCGCAUCGGAAGCGGGAAUAUGUGCUCGUGCCCGCCGGCUGCCUCAUCUUCUCGGUAUCACCGCUGGGACUUUGAGAGAUUCGUGUCAUGAAAUUAAAAACAAACGCGGCCUUGCAUACGUGAGCGACAAAAAAGAAAUGGAUAAGAAGCCGCGGGGCGACGGAGGGAUUUACGGAAACGAAUUCGGCUGCGCGUGGAAGUAGAUUUGUUAAAAUUCCAGUCUCAGUUUGUGCCUAUCCAAACCAAUAUCACCUCUUCGGAAGGGUGAGGAGGAUAAAUAAAAGUGUGCGGAGGCCCUCGCGACCGUUUAAAGGAACGCUCGCGCGCUUUCUCGCAUUGUCACGUUUUAAUACUGAAGUAGAUUAUAUUUAUUGUCUUUUACAUAUAUUUGCAUUUUUUAUCAAAGGAAAAGUUUAUGAAUUAUUUAGUCUCGAUAUUAUUAUGUAAAAAGAUUUCAUUUGACUUACUGUAGCUCGUGUUUUAAAGUAGUGUGUAAUGUGAUUAUUUUGUUUAAUUUUUUUUUAAUCUACUUGUACGGGAAGCUGCGUAAAGUAAACGAUAUAUUUAUUAUAUAAAGUGUAAAAGUGACGUCGCAAACAUUGUUAAACUGACUGUAACAUGAUUACAUAUUGGUAUUUCAUCCCUCUGUUAUGUUAUGGAUUCAUCGUUCAAAUAAACGGUCUCUUUCGCACACGUGGAUUAUUUCCUCCGAGUACCGAUCCCAAUUUAUUGAUCGAAGAUUACGUAAUGCAGAGCGGUUACCCUUUUGAGCUUCAUCAUGUAACAACUAGGGAUGGAUAUAUAUUGGCUGUACAUCGGAUACCGCGAAUGAAUAAAACUGUUGAGAAUCGCCGAGUGGUGUUGAUCAUGCACGGAUUAUUAGGAUGUUCGGCGGAUUGGUUGUUAACGGGACGAAAUCGAUCAAUUGCUUAUCUUUUGGCUGACGAUGGUUAUGACGUAUGGCUCGGUAAUUCUCGUGGGACCACGAACUCGAAGAAUCACACGACCCUUUCCAUACAAAGCGCUGAAUUCUGGGAUUUCAGCUGGCAUGAACUGGGCCUGUAUGAUUUGUCCGCUAUGAUAGACUACAUAUUAUAUAAAACCGGACAAAAUCAGCUGUUCUACAUAGGCUUCUCUCAAGGAACGACACAAUUUUGGGUUCUCAUGUCUCUCAGACCGGAAUACAACAAGAAAAUUAAGCUUAUGUCCGCGUUAGCUCCCGUGGCUUACACAGGACACAUUAGUGGUCUAUUGAGACCACUGAGUUUCUUCGCGAAUUUUUUUAAGGGAUUUUACAAGUUCACCGGAUAUUUCGAAAUGCUGUCGAAUUCAGAAUUAGAAAAAUUCGUGACGUAUACUCUGUGCCGGGAAGGUAUGUUCACUCAAUACUUUUGCGAACUGAUCGUGCAGUGGAUCGGAGGAUUUAGCACCGGCGAGAUGGAUCAUGCGCACUUGGCGGAGUAUCUGCAGUUCGCGCCGGCGGGAUGCUCGUACAAGCAAUUGGUUCAUUACGCCUUGGGCAUUCAGAAUCCAGGACAUUUUCGGCCUUUCGAUUACGGUAUAUUGGCGAAUUUUAGGAUUUAUAGACGUUUCGUACCGCCGGAAUAUCCCCUUGAAAGGAUCACAGCUCCAGUGAUUUUGUAUAACGGUUUGAACGACUGGUUAGCUCAUCCAAAUGAUGUUGAAUUAUUAAAUGGAAAAUUGCCAAAUAUUUUAGAAAAAUAUACAGUGACGCUAAAGCGAUUAAAUCAUUUCGAUUUUGUAUACGGUUUGCACGUACGAGAUCUCGUUUACAAUCAUCUGAUUGAAAGGAUGAAUUCCAUACCAUAAAGCUCGAUCACGAUUGUCCACAUAGAAUAAAAUUUUCCAUUGCAUAGCCUAUCAAUUCUUUUUCAUUGUGCAUUGAAAAACAAGGAAUCGAAAAAAGGAAAUAGGAUUUAAAUUGGAAUCAAAAUGUCCACAUUCAGUUAUAUUAUUAAUAGUUAUUUUUUCUGCGUAUUCCAUUGAUUGAAUACUCAGCUUUUACAAUUUUAAUGUGCAUGGAUUUAGGAAAGACAUGACUACCUCAACUAAUUUUGCAUCAACUUUAUUUCACGUUCGUUUUCUCGUAAUCAUAUAAAUUUUGAUUACGUGCGCUUUCUUUAAUAGAAAGGAAAGAUAGACUUUUGUACAUUAGAGCGAAUAAUAUUACACGAAUCUAUAGAUAGAAUCUAUAACAUAUAAUUAUAGGUAUUAUACUAUUUGUUAUAUUGUUACGAGUUUUUAUACACUCUUAUCUAAGAGAAGAAAGUGAACGUGAUGUGGAUUCAAAAAUUAUAACUGUACCAAUGUGUUGUAUACGUUGAUGAACUGAGUCAUGUGAAAUGUUGAAGCCGAGCGGAAGCCAGUGGAAGAUGCUGAAACAAAAUAAGAUUUCUAGGACUCGAAAUCUUGGCAAAUAAUCUAUAAAAUAUCAAUCAUUUUGGCUGAGAAUAAUGCUCUUUUUGUUUCAUACAAAGUAUAUGAAAAUUUUUCUUAUGAAAAUUCAGAUAUAUUUAUCAUUCGAUUACAUAUCACAUGUUAUUAAAGUGUCUAUCGAAUUCAUUUAUAUAAUAUAACACUUAUUUAUACAUGUACAUACUUAAUAUUAAAUUUAAUAGUAUA
Pogonomyrmex barbatus (red harvester ant) is the source of this 2924-nucleotide messenger RNA. RefSeq names its product lipase 3-like. Gene Ontology annotation, biological process: lipid metabolic process. The record is from RefSeq and is a predicted model, not a curated record. Gene Ontology annotation, molecular function: hydrolase activity, acting on ester bonds. Lineage: Eukaryota; Metazoa; Arthropoda; Insecta; Hymenoptera; Formicidae.